Molecule: messenger RNA, 939 nt
Organism: Ylistrum balloti
Lineage: Eukaryota; Metazoa; Mollusca; Bivalvia; Pectinida; Pectinidae
Product: biogenesis of lysosome-related organelles complex 1 subunit 5-like
Exons: 5
Coding region: 66-542 (158 amino acids)
Cellular component (GO): transport vesicle; BLOC-1 complex
Source: RefSeq, a predicted model, not a curated record
UGGGUGGGUAGUAGCCCACCAACUUUCGUUUUGCACCGAACAAGAGGAUAAUAUAGCCACUCAGCAUGCUGAACGAACAAGUCGUGAAAGAUAUUUCUGAACUUCAUGCCAGACUGUUAGAUCAUCGUCCUGUAUUACAAGGUCACAUCAACUACUUCAUCAAAGAGUUUGAGGAGAAGAGAGGUGACAGGGAACAGGAGAGAUUGGAUAAAAUUUCAAAAGAGAUCAUGAAAAUGAACGAAACGUUGCUGCCAGAAAGUUUGGAUGCCAUGCAAGUGUAUCUUGCUAAUGUAUCAGCCAAGUUGAAAGUAGCCACAGAAGUCUGCUACAAAAUAGAGGAAAAAGGAAACAGUGUUGAGAGCUCAGUUCUAGAGGAAGGCAGACAAAGACGAAACAAGGAUUGGGAGGUUUAUACAAACAGACAGCUGAAGAGAUGUGAAAAUAUUGAUAAAGACUUUGAAGAACAAGUUAAAACAUUACAUAGACAUUACAAUGAAUUAGAGGACAAAUUAACAAAUUCUUCAAACCUGGCAGCACAGUAAAAAAAAUUGCAAAACAAAUGUAAAUUUGACUUCUUCCUCUCUGAUAUAAGAAAAAAUGCAGCUCUGUAUUCAGGUAUUAUUUUAAAGAACUUCAAAAGGAGACGAUUGUAUAUAUAUCGGAGCCCCUGCAUCCUCGGAUCCGUCAGAUCCGUGUGGCCCCACACCCGAGAGGAACUAACCUCCUUCCUAAAGGCACUCAACUCAUACCAUCCUACUAUCAAGUAUUAUAUAUUUAUAAGUCACAGUAUUGUCCAUUGUAUAUUACGUCACAAUGGAAAGUUUUCCUCCCUGAGAGUACUUCAGGAGAUAAAUUCAUCAUAAAUUUUGUCCUGAUGAAGCCUCAACUUCAGAGGCGAAACUAGUAGACAUAAUAAAGGAAACACCCUCUUAUUGGUAA